AUGGACGGACAGGGUGGCCGGAGGUUCCCGCCGCCGAUCCACAGCGCGGAUCCACGUCGCCGCGCCCGCAGGUCAUCGUCUAGCGGCACAUACUUGAGUCGUCACCGCUCGUCCGAUCCGCCCACCCCGACCUGUUUCACCGCCUUCCCGGAGCUCCCUCCAUCGCGGACGCUGCAGAUGACCUACCUCAACGUCCGACAACGCUUGUGGGGGACAUGGGUGGCGGAGAUCACUGACAGGGAGACUCACAAGAGGAACUGGGUCGGCUCGUUCCACACGGUGGGGCUCGCGGCCAUGGAAUACGACCGGUGGCAAGUCCGGUUCCACGGCUGCGAGGCAAGGCUCAACCUCCUCUUCAGGAUGGUGUCGGUCCACCUUGUCCCGCCGGAGCAGGGUGUGGUGAGCGCGGUGAUGGAUCGGGAGGACCGAGAGGCGAGGGAGCGCCUCGAGGCGGAGGCCGCCAACGAGGCACAUGGAUGA
Molecule: messenger RNA, 480 nt
Organism: Aegilops tauschii subsp. strangulata
Lineage: Eukaryota; Viridiplantae; Streptophyta; Magnoliopsida; Poales; Poaceae
Source: RefSeq, a predicted model, not a curated record